GGUGAGGAAAAGGGAGAGAAUCCCAAGCAGAGUCCCCACUGAGGCUGGAGCUGACUUGGGGCUCGAUCUUACCACCCUGUGAUCAUGAUCCGAGCUGAAACCAAGAAUCAGAUGCUUAACUGACCGAGCCACCCAGAGGCCCCCACUUAAGCUUUCUUUUUUGUCUUUUCGAUGUAUUUCUUGGGGCUUUAGCAGGAGUCGGGCUCAGUACUUGGUGCUGGGGAUAAAGUGUAGAGCGAAAUAGUAGCGAUCUGGAUCCUCAUGAAGUUUAUAGUCAGAGGGGUGGGGACACACGUUGAACAAGGGGCAAUUUCAGUAUAAUUGUGAUAAGUACUAUGGAGGAAACGCAGAGGGUAAAUGGGGCAAAACGCAGUCUGGGUGGAGGAGCUGGAACAUCUUCCCUGAGGAAGUUCCUUCUAAGCCUUGAACCGAGGAAGAAGUAGAAUUUGGCCUGAUACAGUGUGUGUGGUGCGAGUGUGACGGGGACCGAUGUGGAAAGAGAUUCCCUUUUGUAUAGAGGUCACCGGUUGGCAGCUCACAGGCUGAAUUCAUUCCAUAGACGUGAUUUAUUUGGCUUGCAGCAUUGAAAAAUGUGAAUUACUUGCCAACCUUUUCAAAAUCAGGAGCUGUCAUGUUUAAAUGUACACUUUAUUCCAGCUUCUGUUGAAAAUGAGAGGCUCGGGCUCCACCGGGAUGCCGGUGGCAGCUCUCUGCUAAUGUGGGGGUGCUGUGUGCCCCUGCCAUGCGGGGUGGGGGGCACCCCGUAGUUCCUGUGGCAUCUCCUGAGCCGGGCGUGCCUUUGCUCAUUGACACAGGCGUUUGAAUUUGUCACCUCCCACGAAUCAGUGCUUUUUAGGGAAGAGGUGAUUGUUGAAGUGUAGUGCUUGGUGGGGGGGAGGUCAGGCAGAUCUGGGUUCGAAUCUCAGUUUUGACACCUCUGUGGCUCCUUGAUCUUGGGCCAGUUCCCUCCCUCCAUCUGUGUCCAGUUUCCUGGCCUGUUGAAGGGGGCCACCAUCGUCUUCCUCCCGGAUUUUACCAUGUCGUGGUUUAGUGGCCUCCUGGUCCCCAAAGUGGAUGAACGGAAAACAGCCUGGGGUGAGCGCAAUGGGCAGAAGCGUCCGCGCCGUGGGACCCGGACAGGUGGCUUCUGCACGCCCCGCUACAUGAGCUGCCUCCGGGAGGCCCAGCCCCCUAGUCCCAGCCCCGCCGCUCCCCCGCGGUGCCCCUGGCAGGAUGAGGCCUUCAUCCGGAGGGGUGGCCCGGGCAAGGGCACUGAGCUGGGGCUGCGGGCGGUGGCCCUGGGCUUUGAGGACACAGAGGCAACGGCAGCAGUGGGGGUGGCCGAUGUGGUGCCCGACGGGAGCCCCAGGCGUCGGUGGUCGUGCUGGCGGCGUCUGGCCCAGGUGUUCCAGUCCAAGCAGUUCCGCUCGGCCAAGCUGGAGCGCCUGUACCAGCGGUACUUCUUCCAGAUGAACCAGAGCAGCCUGACGCUGCUGAUGGCCGUGCUGGUGCUGCUCACAGCGGUGCUGCUGGCCUUCCACGCGGCGCCUGCCCCUCCGCAGCCUGCAUAUGUGGCCCUGCUGGCCUGCGCCGCCACCCUCUUCGUGGCGCUCAUGGUGGUGUGCAACCGGCACAGCUUCCGCCAGGACUCCAUGUGGGUGGUGAGCUACGUGGUGCUGGGCAUCCUGGCAGCUGUGCAGGUGGGGGGCGCCCUGGCGGCUGACCCCCGCAGCCCCUCUGUUGGCCUCUGGUGCCCCGUGUUUUUCGUCUACAUCACCUACACGCUCCUGCCCAUCCGCAUGCGGGCGGCUGUCUUCAGUGGCCUGGGCCUCUCCACCCUGCAUCUGAUCUUGGCCUGGCAACUCAACCGCGGGGACGCCUUCCUCUGGAAGCAGCUGGGCGCCAACAUGCUGCUGUUCCUCUGCACCAACGUCAUUGGCAUCUGCACACACUACCCGGCGGAGGUGUCUCAGCGCCAGGCCUUUCAGGAGACCCGUGGUUAUAUCCAGGCCCGGCUGCACCUGCAGCACGAGAACCGGCAGCAGGAACGGCUGCUGCUGUCCGUGUUGCCCCAGCAUGUUGCCAUGGAGAUGAAAGAAGAUAUCAACACAAAGAAAGAAGACAUGAUGUUCCACAAGAUCUACAUCCAGAAGCAUGACAAUGUCAGCAUCCUGUUUGCGGACAUUGAAGGCUUCACCAGCCUGGCAUCCCAGUGCACCGCACAGGAGCUGGUCAUGACCCUGAACGAGCUCUUUGCCCGGUUUGACAAGCUGGCUGCGGAAAAUCACUGCCUGAGGAUCAAGAUCUUAGGGGACUGUUACUACUGUGUGUCGGGGCUGCCGGAGGCCCGGGCAGACCAUGCCCACUGCUGUGUGGAGAUGGGGGUGGACAUGAUCGAGGCCAUCUCGCUGGUGCGCGAGGUGACAGGUGUGAACGUGAACAUGCGCGUGGGCAUCCACAGCGGGCGUGUGCACUGUGGUGUCCUCGGCCUGCGGAAAUGGCAGUUCGACGUGUGGUCCAAUGACGUGACGCUGGCCAACCACAUGGAGGCAGGGGGCCGGGCCGGCCGUAUCCACAUCACCCGGGCCACGCUGCAGUACCUGAAUGGGGACUAUGAGGUGGAGCCAGGCCGUGGCGGUGAGCGGAACGCAUACCUCAAGGAGCAGCACAUCGAGACCUUCCUCAUCCUGGGAGCCAGCCAGAAACGGAAAGAGGAGAAGGCCAUGCUGGCCAAGCUGCAGCGGACGCGGGCCAACUCCAUGGAAGGGCUGGUGCCACGCUGGGCGCCUGACCGCGCCUUCUCCCGGACCAAGGACUCCAAGGCUUUCCGUCAGAUGGGCAUUGAUGAUUCCAGCAAGGACAACCGGGGUGCCCAAGAUGCCCUGAACCCCGAGGAUGAAGUAGAUGAGUUCCUGGGCCGCGCCAUCGAUGCCCGCAGCAUCGACCAGCUACGGAAGGACCAUGUGCGCCGCUUCCUGCUCACUUUCCAGAGAGAGGAUCUUGAAAAGAAGUACUCGCGGAAGGUGGACCCCCGCUUCGGAGCCUACGUCGCCUGUGCGCUGUUGGUCUUCUGCUUCAUCUGCUUUAUCCAGCUUCUCGUCUUCCCACACUCCACCGUGAUGCUUGGCAUCUAUGCCGGUAUCUUCCUGCUGUUGCUGAUCACUGUGCUGACCUGUGCCGUGUCCUCCUGUGGCUCUCUCUUCCCCAAGGCCCUGCGCCGUCUUUCCCGCAGUAUUGUCCGCUCUCGGGCACACAGCACUGUGGUUGGCAUCUUUUCAGUCUUGCUUGUGUUCACCUCUGCCAUCGCCAACAUGUUCACCUGCAACCACACCCCCAUACGAAACUGCGCAGCCCGGAUGCUAAAUGUGACACCCGCUGACAUCACCACCUGUCACCUGCAGCAGCUCAAUUACUCUCUGGGCCUGGACGCUCCCCUGUGUGAGGGCACCGCACCCACCUGCAGCUUCCCUGAGUACUUCGUUGGGAACAUGCUGCUGAGUCUCUUGGCCAGCUCUGUCUUCCUGCACAUCAGCAGCAUUGGAAAGCUGGCCAUGGUCUUUGUCCUGGGGCUCAUCUAUUUGGUGCUGCUUCUGCUGGGCCCCCCAGCCACCAUCUUUGACAACUACGACUUGCUGCUUGGUGUCCAUGGCUUGGCUUCUUCCAAUGAGACUUUCGAUGGGCCGGACUGCCCAGCUGCCGGGAGGGUGGCGCUCAAGUACAUGACCCCCGUGAUUCUGCUGGUGUUUGCGCUGGCUCUGUAUCUGCAUGCCCAGCAGGUGGAAUCAACUGCCCGGCUGGACUUCCUUUGGAAACUGCAGGCAACAGGGGAGAAGGAGGAGAUGGAGGAACUGCAGGCAUACAACCGGAGGCUGCUGCAUAAUAUUCUGCCCAAGGACGUGGCUGCCCACUUCCUGGCCCGGGAGCGUCGGAACGAUGAGCUCUACUACCAGUCGUGUGAAUGUGUGGCCGUCAUGUUUGCCUCCAUUGCCAACUUUUCUGAGUUCUAUGUGGAGCUGGAGGCAAACAAUGAGGGCGUCGAGUGCCUGCGGCUGCUCAAUGAGAUCAUUGCUGACUUUGAUGAGAUCAUCAGCGAGGAGCGCUUCCGGCAGCUGGAGAAGAUCAAGACGAUCGGGAGCACCUACAUGGCGGCCUCAGGACUGAACGCCAGCACCUACGAUCAGGCCGGCCGCUCCCACAUCACUGCCCUGGCAGACUAUGCCAUGCGGCUCAUGGAGCAGAUGAAACACAUCAACGAGCACUCCUUCAACAAUUUCCAGAUGAAGAUUGGGCUGAACAUGGGCCCAGUUGUGGCAGGCGUCAUUGGGGCUCGGAAGCCGCAGUAUGACAUCUGGGGGAACACAGUGAAUGUCUCUAGCCGUAUGGACAGCACGGGUGUCCCUGACCGAAUCCAGGUGACCACGGACUUGUACCAGGUUCUAGCUGCCAAAGGCUACCAGCUGGAGUGUCGAGGGGUGGUCAAGGUGAAGGGCAAGGGGGAGAUGACCACCUACUUCCUCAAUGGGGGCCCCCCCAGUUAGCAGGGUCCAGCUACCAAUUCAACUGUCAGGACCAAGGUGGGCAUCUGAGUGGACUCUGUGCUCACUGGGAGGAGCUGUGGCAGGGGGCACCAGGCCUCCAGACCCUGCUGACCACAAAAGGGAACAACACCCCAGUAGGCUGUGCUUGGACCACACUUGCUAGUCUGCCCUCAGGCUGGUGAACAAGGACACCAAGAGGAUUAUGCAAGUGACUUUACUUUUCUAAUUGGGAUAGGACUGUUGCCUCUUCCUUCCUUUCUUGGGAGCAAGGGAGGCAGCAGCUACAGAGGCAGCAGGAGCCCUCCUGCCUGAGGGAUUAAAAAUGGCAGCUUGCCAAGCCUGUCCUUCCCCUGUCUGUCUGGGCAACAGACUCAGGGCUGGGCCCUUUUUUCCCUCUUUUUCCUGGGAAUAUUUUGUACAAAGACUGGGGCAGGCAUGAGAAGUGCCUAUUCCAUGCUUGCCUCUGCUAUGCCUGCAUCCCCAGCACUGGCCUUGGGUACCCCACCCCAGUAAGGUCUCCCUUCUAGGCACAGGGCGGAGGAGGGAGAUGCUCUGGGGACCCAGCUCUGUCCGUAUUUCAGGGGAAUGUCUCCAUUUGCCAAAUCCUAGUCCCAUGAUCUGUCCCCAAAGGGGAACAAAGGGACUUUUGACAGCUCAGAUUUAGCCCCGGUUCCUGCACAGCUCCAGGGAAAGGGGCAUCUGGCCUCAUUGGUACUGUGAAAACGCCCAGCCAGAGAGCGAGCAUAUGUGUGGGAAUUCAGAAGAUCAGGAGUUGAAAGUUCACCUGCAGGUGCCAAAGAGAGCAGGCCAGCCAGGGAGUGGGGUGGUACCAGACUCUUGAUCUCAGGACCCCCCUGGGGUCAUGAUCAGGUACCUCUGCCCCUGUGCACUCUUGCUGUCUGCUGGCAAGGGGGCACAGAGCAUCUCUACCCAUUCUGUUGCCAAAUAGAAAAGGGUCAGGGCAUGGAGGAGGAUGACCCUGAUCACAAACCUGUCCUCCCAAGUCUCUGGCCCUGGGGAGGGCCUGUGUGUCUGUGUAAUGCGUGUGCAUGUCGGCCUUUGUGUGUGUAUCUGUUUCCCAGGUCUGUGUGUGUCCUUGUGCUCCUCCUCAGCUCUCCACCUGGGGUUACCUCUCUCCUGUGGGCCUCUGUCUUCUGGGAAUAAGGCAGGGUUUCUGAUUUCAAGGGACGAAGAGAGAUGCCUACGUUGCACAGGAGUGGCAUGGGGUGUGGUAGCAAGAGGAAGGUGCCCCUGGGGAGAGCAGUCCUUUUUGUGCCAAAUCCCUAAGUGCCAUUUGGGGGCCGCAUGUGCAGCACGACUGUCUCCCCGCCUCAGGCAGGGACCCAAGCGCCUGCUUGAGCCUCCGUGCUCCCUGCACUUGAACUGUCUGGGGUUUGGUGGGCAGAGGCUCAGGAAUUUCCUGGGUUCCCCAUCUGGGGGUAUACUUUGGGACAGAGGUAGCAUGGGGUCUCUCUGAGGACCCAGAUACUGGUACUAGGGGGUGGAGCAAGGGAACCUGAAACUUGGCGUUCCACAGCCUUCCAUCUCAGUCUAGCAUGUUCCUGGCUUCCCAGUCCCCAUGAAGCCUGUAAGGGCUAGGAGGAGGAUUGGAAGGUCGGACUCUAGAUUCCCUUCCUAUAUCUGCCUUCCUUUUACUCCUUUCCCUGCAACCUCCUUGCCUCAGGCCUGAAUUAGUUGGUGCCUUGGUUUCUCUGUCUGUACCAAUUUAAGCCAGAGCCAUUAGCCUGCAUUUGAAGAUCAUUUUGUCUGGGAGGUGGUGAGAGAGACGGAGGAGAGAGGGUCCCAGAGUUACUGGGUUUGGGGAAUGGAAGGGGUAGGGAGUACUUUUGCCCUUCCUCGUGCCCUUUCAGACUCCCGCUCCUUUCAGAGACCUGGUUUCGGCUCAGAUUGCCUCCCUGAGGGAUCUUCAUGCAUCUACCAAAUGGGCCAUCAGGCACUUCAUUAGCCAUGGCAGGAGGAGGGCGCAAGACUAGUUGGUCUGGACAGAAAAUCCACUUCCUUUCCCUAGCCAUAUCCCUGGAUAGGAAGGGACUGCUUGGAGCCCUAGGGUGGGGUGAGGAUGUAAGGAGACCAGAGUGGGAAGACCUCAGUCUUCGGUGACUUGUCUUUGCUUCUUGCCAAGUGGGAGGGGCCUGUCCACACCCUGACUCCCCAUACCACAGUGCCAGCCAUGCCCUUCUCCUGGGCUACCAUCGUCCCCUUUCUCACCAGAUGUUGGGGAAGUCAGUGAAUGGGAGGCCCAUGGACUUUGGUUUUAUAAUGUAACCACUGUGGGGGGGGAGGGUGGUGUAUCAUGUAUUUCCGUGAAAUAUUUAAUAUAUUUAAAUAUCAAUAAAAUCAAAUUCUUUGUAAAA
Mustela lutreola (European mink) is the source of this 6913-nucleotide messenger RNA. RefSeq names its product adenylate cyclase 6 (gene ADCY6). Gene Ontology annotation, cellular component: plasma membrane. Gene Ontology annotation, molecular function: adenylate cyclase activity. Bases 1038 to 4538 code for a protein of 1166 amino acids. The record is from RefSeq and is a predicted model, not a curated record. The transcript has 22 exons. NCBI's taxonomy places the organism in Eukaryota, Metazoa, Chordata, Mammalia, Carnivora, Mustelidae. Gene Ontology annotation, biological process: cAMP biosynthetic process; adenylate cyclase-inhibiting G protein-coupled receptor signaling pathway; intracellular signal transduction.